AUGUCAUUCUUCAAGCGAAACGAUCCAGGUGCGCCUGCCGCUAGACGAGCUGCUCAGGGAGGCGGACAAGGUGGAAGCGGCCCAGGCAGCGGCGGUGGAACCUACGAGCGAAUAUCUGGAGAAUCUUACAAUACUCCUCAACCGGGUCUUCCACCUCGAAGAACACCUGUUCCUCAAGAUGAUUAUGCUUCGCCUGCGAGGCAACAGCCGUACUCUUCUCAGCCGAACUAUGGAGCGCCCAGUCUACCUCCCCGAGGUGGUGGUGGCGGCGGUGGUGGUGGUGGAGGAAGAGACUAUGAUGAAGGUCGAGGCGGCGGAGGAGGAGGAGGUUAUGGAGGAGGAGAUUACUAUACGGAGAAAUCAGACUACAACUCUCGAGCUAUGACGCCGAGUGGGGGUCGUGGCGGCGAUCCAGGAGGGUAUGGAAGUCGCGACCGAUACGAUCAGUAUGAACAAAGAGGUGGCGGCCCACAUGGCGUUUCAACUGGUACCGGGCGAGGAGUAUUCAACAUUGCUCCUUGUCCAUCUGAUGCCCUUGCUCUGACGAAUCGUCUCGUCGUUCAUGGUGCCGACUUUCCUCCCGAUGUCGAAUUCAUCAUUGUCCGAGAAAAAUACAUUCUGUCAAUAGUCCGAGACCCCACUGGAACGCUACCUCCUCAAAGUCUAGGCCCGUCAAAGUUCAUCAGACAAUGGAUCGGUCUCUCGGCAGUUGGCGAACGUGUCGAAUGCGAGCCUUACCAUCCUGGAAACGGUGAUUGGGCGAGUAGCGUCGAACUAGAGGUUGGAUUCAGACUGAAGCGUAAAGAAACGCAAGAUCUGUUUGACAGCGAGGAGAUGGCCGCAGCCUUCAUCAGCGCGUUUCCAUCGCUACCUUUGACGCCCCUUCAACCUCUCGUUUUCGAUUACCGUGGGCAUGAGCUCAAGGCUAAUGUUCGAGCCGUAUCCACUCUUGAUGGGAGCGAUGGUCGCACGGGUAUCAUCAUGGAGGGUACCGAGAUCAUUUGGGUCAAGGAUCCCUCAAGCGCUAUCAAGCUGAAGAAUUCGUCGAAAAGGGGCCCAACCAAUGCUAUCCUCGCACCAAAUUUCAAAUUUGAGGACAUGGGAAUUGGAGGUCUGGAUUCUGAAUUCUCGGCCAUCUUCCGACGUGCUUUCGCCAGUCGUAUCUUUCCUCCCGGACUCGUUGACAAGCUGGGUAUACAACAUGUCAAAGGAAUUCUGCUUUUCGGCCCUCCGGGAACUGGCAAAACCUUGAUGGCUAGGCAAAUCGGAAAAAUGCUAAACGCUCGAGAGCCGAAGGUCGUAAAUGGGCCGGAAAUCCUUAACAAGUUUGUGGGACAGAGUGAGGAAAACAUUCGGAAGCUGUUCGCAGAUGCAGAGAAAGAGCAAAAGGAGAAAGGUGACGAGAGUGGGCUCCACAUCAUCAUUUUUGACGAAUUGGACGCCAUCUGUAAGCAGAGAGGAUCGACUAAUAGUGGCACGGGUGUCGGAGAUUCAAUUGUCAAUCAGCUACUGUCAAAGAUGGAUGGUGUGGACCAACUGAACAAUGUGCUCAUCAUCGGAAUGACCAAUCGAUCCGAUAUGAUCGAUGAGGCUUUAUUGAGACCAGGCCGAUUGGAGGUCCACAUCGAAAUCUCGCUACCAGACGAGGCGGGUCGUUUCCAAAUCCUGCAGAUCCACACCAGCAAGAUGCGUAACAAUGGCGUCAUGGCGGACGAUGUCGACCUGGAGGAGCUGGCGGCAUCAACGAAGAACUUUUCGGGAGCAGAGAUCGGAGGUCUGGUCAAGAGUGCUACCAGUUUUGCAUUCAACCGUCAUGUCAAGGUCGGCACUGUCGCCGCGUUUGAGAACAUAGAAGACAUUCAGAUUACUCGUGAAGACUUUAUGCACGCCCUGGACGAAGUUCAACCUGCCUUUGGUGUGUCGGAAGAGGAGCUUCAGCAGGUCGUCCAAAAUGGUAUCAUUCAUUUCUCGAAACGCGUCAACGAAAUCCUCAAAGACGGCAGCUUGCUUGUGGAGCAGGUCAGAAAUUCGGACAGAACUCCGUUGGUCUCUGCAUUGUUACAUGGUCCUCCGGGUUCCGGCAAGUCUGCCCUGGCCGCGACGAUCGCCAUGGAAUCUCAAUUUCCUUUCAUCAAACUCAUCUCGUCCGAGGACAUGGUCGGAUUCGCCGAGUCGCAAAAGAUUAACCAGCUCAACAAGAUCUUCACAGACAGCUAUAAGAGUCCCUUCAGUGUCAUUGUUGUUGAUAAUAUUGAGCGAUUAUUGGAUUGGAACCCCAUCGGACCCCGGUUCUCCAAUGGAGUAUUGCAAGCGCUCGUUGUAUUGUUUGGCAAGCGUCCCCCCAAGGGGCGCCGUUUGCUCAUCUUAGCGACCACUUCGAAUCGCUCGAUUCUACGAGAUAUGGACGUCGAGUCAGUCUUUGAUACCGACAUUCCUGUUUCACCCAUCGACAGUCUUGAAGGUGUUGAUCAAGUCGUUCGAGAGGUCAAAUUGUUCCCCUCCUCGAAAGAACACCAGCGAGCAAUGCAGAUGCUGCAAGAUGCCAAAUUCGGUCAAGAAGGCAGAGCCGAGUUGCUGGUCGGAGUGAAAAAGCUCCUUGGCAUGGCUGAAAUGGCCAGACAAGAUCCGGAUCCAGCGUACAAAUUGAUAUCGAGUCUGGUCAGAGAAGUCAGUUAA
This is a messenger RNA of Kockovaella imperatae, 2676 nucleotides long. RefSeq names its product P-loop containing nucleoside triphosphate hydrolase protein. The record is from RefSeq and is a predicted model, not a curated record. The transcript has 13 exons. Bases 1 to 2676 code for a protein of 891 amino acids. Gene Ontology annotation, molecular function: ATP binding; ATP hydrolysis activity. NCBI's taxonomy places the organism in Eukaryota, Fungi, Basidiomycota, Tremellomycetes, Tremellales, Cuniculitremaceae. Gene Ontology annotation, biological process: Golgi to plasma membrane protein transport; SNARE complex disassembly; intra-Golgi vesicle-mediated transport. Gene Ontology annotation, cellular component: Golgi stack.